AAUCGAUUUACGAGAUUUGGCAUGGCAUGGUUUGCCGAUUGCCGGCUGUUACUUACUGUGUCAAUUUUCGUUUUCUAAAAGGAAAAUUGUAUUAAAAUAAUAAUGUAUCUAUCAGUUCAGUAACAUAAGCUACGUUAAUAGAACUACUCUUGCUAGAGUUAAUUAAUACAGAACUUGAAACAGGAAAGUGGUAUUAUACAAAAUGUGUCAGUUGAUGUUUUACAUCGUCGUUUCAAUAUUUUCUGUGUUAAAAACUGCUACUGGUUUGGGGGAAAUAAUUUACGCGAUAAAUGCUGGUGGUCCAUCGCACACUGAUAUAUAUGGAAUACAUUACGAAAAGGAUCCUUUGCAAGGAAGAAUCGGUACCGCUUCUGAUUAUGGUAAACAACUGGUAAUGAUCGGUAGAGUGAACCCCAAAGAUGAGAUACUGUAUCAAACUGAGAGAUACCAUCACAGCACAUUCGGCUACGAUAUCCCAGCAAACAGAGACGGCGACUACGUGCUCGUGCUGAAGUUCAGUGAAGUGUACUUCAAUGCCCCUAACAUGAAAGUGUUUGAUGUGGUACUAAAUGGAGACCACACCAUUGUUGCCGACUUAGACAUUUUUGACAAAGUUAGCCGUGGUGUUGCUCAUGACGAGUAUGUACCUUAUUCAAUCAAAAAUGGUAAACUGUAUUACAAUGAGGAAGAAUCUGAUAUAAGAGGAGGAAAAAUUAAGGUAGAAUUUAUUAAAGGUUACAGAGACAAUCCUAAAAUUAAUGCUUUAUAUGUAAUGAGAGGCACUAUUGAUGAAGUACCUAAGCUGCCUCCAUUGGUGUGGCCAGAAAAUGAAACUGAAGAACCCAGGGAUGAGGUUGAAGAAAAAAGCUCCAAAUCCCGACGUGCCAGUGGGCCCAAACAACCAGAUCCAUACUCUAUGGAUGAGAGCUCAGUGCUAAUCCCAGUGUUCAUCACUAUCGGUGCUUUCAUUCCACUUUUAUUCUGCCUCUGUAAACUAUAAUCUCUGCUUGAUUAUAAUUCUUAUAUUGUUUUUGUGUGAUUGUAUGCUGUUUAGUAUAUUUUUAUUUAUUGUGGGUAAUGAUAUAUUUUAUUUGAAUAAAUCAUAUUGACAUUAUUUUCAAGCACUUAAUCAAAGCUCAAUGGUGAUAGUACAAAGCCAACAAAUGCAAAAUGACUAGUGCCCGUCCCAUGUUGAAAUAAUAAUUAAACUUACACUAUGCGCACACAACAUGUGCUGAUCAGAUGCACUUUAUGUAAAUAAAUAACUUGAGUUUAUUUAAAA
Messenger RNA from Helicoverpa armigera (cotton bollworm), 1282 nucleotides. Its product is annotated as malectin-B. Lineage: Eukaryota; Metazoa; Arthropoda; Insecta; Lepidoptera; Noctuidae. The transcript has a single exon. The record is from RefSeq and is a predicted model, not a curated record. Gene Ontology annotation, molecular function: carbohydrate binding. The coding region runs from base 203 to 1000 and encodes 265 amino acids. Gene Ontology annotation, cellular component: membrane.